GGCGGGGGUGGGCGGGCGAGCCGGGCGGCAGGUGUCGGCGGCGUCGGCAUUCAGCGGCGAUGGAGCGGCGCCGGGGAGCUGCGGACGGCCUCUCGCGCUGGCCCCACGGCCUCGACUUCCUCCUCCUCUUGCAGCUGCUGUUGCCGACGACCCUCGGCCAGGACCGGCUAGACGCGCCGCCGCCGCCCGCUGCGCCGCUGUCGCGCUGGGCCGGCCCCGUCGGAGUGAGCUGGGGACUGCGCGCGGCCGCGGCCGGGGGCCUGUACCCCCGCGGCGGCCGUUGGCGCCGCAGCACUCUCAGCGAGGACGAGGACUGCGGCGGGGUCCGUGACUUCGUCGCCAAGCUGACCAACAACACGUACCAGCAUGUCUUUGAUGAUCUCAGUGGCUCAGUGUCCUUGUCCUGGGUUGGAGAUAGCACUGGGGUCAUUCUAGUCUUAACUACCUUCCAUGUACCGCUGGUAAUUAUGAGUUUUGGACAGUCCAAGCUAUAUCGAAGUGAGGAUUAUGGAAAGAACUUUAAGGAUAUUACAAAUCUCAUCAAUAACACCUUCAUUCGGACUGAAUUUGGCAUGGCUAUUGGUCCUGAGAACUCUGGAAAGGUGAUAUUAACAGCAGAGGUGUCUGGAGGAAGUCGUGGAGGAAGAAUCUUCAGAUCAUCAGAUUUUGCAAAGAACUUUGUUCAGACAGAUCUUCCUUUUCAUCCUCUGACUCAGAUGAUGUAUAGCCCUCAGAAUUCUGAUUAUCUUUUAUCCCUCAGCACUGAAAAUGGCCUGUGGGUGUCCAAGAAUUUUGGGGGAAAAUGGGAAGAAAUCCACAAAGCAGUGUGUUUGGCCAAAUGGGGAUCAGAAAACAUCAUCUUCUUCACCACCUAUGUGAAUGGAUCCUGCAAAGCUGACCUUGGGGCACUGGAAUUAUGGAGAACUUCAGACUUGGGUAAAAGCUUCAAAACCAUUGGCAUGAAAAUCUAUUCAUUUGGUCUUGGGGGACGUUUCCUUUUUGCCUCUGUGAUGGCUGAUAAGGAUACCUCAAGAAGGAUCCAUGUGUCAACGGAUCAAGGGGACACAUGGAGCAUGGCCCAGCUCCCCUCUGUGGGGCAGGAACAGUUCUAUUCUAUUCUGGCAGCUAAUGAUGACAUGGUGUUCAUGCAUGUAGAUGAACCUGGAGAUACCGGAUUUGGCACAAUCUUUACCUCAGAUGACCGAGGCAUUAUUUAUUCCAAGUCUUUGGACCGGCAUCUCUACACUACCACAGGCGGAGAAACAGACUUUACCAAUGUGACUUCUCUCCGUGGGGUCUACAUAACAAGUGUACUCUCUGAAGAUAAUUCUAUCCAGACUAUGAUCACUUUUGACCAAGGAGGAAGGUGGAAGCAUCUUAGAAAGCCUGAAAACAGUGAAUGUGAUGCUACAGCAAAAAACAAGAAUGAGUGCAGCCUUCAUAUUCACGCAUCCUACAGCAUCUCCCAGAAACUGAACGUUCCAAUGGCCCCACUUUCAGAGCCUAAUGCCGUGGGAAUAGUCAUCGCACAUGGUAGCGUGGGGGAUGCCAUCUCAGUGAUGGUCCCAGAUGUGUACAUCUCAGAUGAUGGGGGCUAUUCCUGGAUGAAGAUGCUGGAAGGACCCCACUAUUACACCAUCCUGGAUUCCGGAGGCAUCAUUGUGGCCGUUGAGCACAGCAGCCAUCCUAUCAAUGUGAUUAAGUUCUCCACAGAUGAAGGUCAAUGCUGGCAAACCUAUAUGUUCACCAGGGAGCCCAUCUAUUUCACUGGCCUAGCUUCAGAACCUGGAGCUAGAUCCAUGAAUAUCAGCAUUUGGGGUUUCACAGAAUCUUUCCUGACCCGCCAAUGGGUAUCCUAUACCAUUGAUUUUAAAGAUAUCCUUGAAAGGAACUGUGAAGAAAAGGACUAUACUGUAUGGUUGGCGCACUCCACAGACCCUGGAGGUUAUGAAGAUGGUUGCACUCUGGGCUAUAAAGAACAGUACCUACGAUUACGCAAGUCGUCCGUCUGUCAGAAUGGUCGAGACUAUGUUGUGACCAAGCAGCCAUCCAUCUGUCUCUGUUCCCUGGAGGACUUCCUCUGUGAUUUUGGCUACUUCCGUCCAGAAAAUGACUCAGAGUGUGUGGAACAGCCAGAACUGAAGGGUCACGACCUAGAGUUUUGUCUGUAUGGAAGAGAAGAGCACCUAACAACAAAUGGGUAUCGGAAAAUUCCAGGAGAUAGAUGCCAAGAUGGGGUGAAUCCAGUUCGAGAAGUAAAAGAUUUGAAAAAGAAAUGCACAAGCAACUUUUUGAGUCCAGAAAAGCAAGACUCCCGCCCACAGGGACACAGCUUGUCCCAGAAUCCAGCUCCGCCUCCUCUUGGAUACAUUGAAAACACACACUCCCUAUCUCCCACCCAGAAGCAGAAUUCCAAGACUAAUUCUGUUCCAAUUAUCCUGGCCAUCGUGGGAUUGAUGCUGGUCACCGUCAUAGCAGGAGUGCUCAUUGUGAAGAAAUAUGUUUGUGGGGGAAGGUUCCUGGUGCAUCGAUACUCUGUGCUACAGCAGCACGCAGAGGCCAAUGGUGUGGAUGGUGUGGAUGCUUUGGACACAGCCUCCCACACUAAUAAAAGUGGUUAUCAUGAUGAUUCAGAUGAGGACCUCCUGGAAUAGCUGUUUACAGGAGCUGGGCUGAGCGUGGAUGGCAGAACCACAGUACCUCUUAUACUCCCUGUGGCUCCAACUUGGGGAAAUAAAUUUCCCAUUGCAAGGGUCCAGCUCUGUUUCUGCUGCUUCCAUCAAAGCUGAAAGGACCUACAGUAAAGAAAUGCAGGGGAGAGGUGGGGAGACCUGAACACUUUUACAACUGGCUCUGAGAAGAGGGGAAAAAAUUCUAAUCCUUCAACUUUUUAUUUCAAGUUCUGUCUUUUUGCAAAGUGUGGGCUAUUUGGGUUUUGUUUUUGUUUCUUAAGGGAAAUGAAAUGGAAUUCAAAGGGACCGUUUCCCUAACCCCACUUGUGCGUUUUCUGCAUGGCGCCUAACCCAGGGCAUCUGCCAACUCCAGCAUCAACUCUCACAAUGUAGUUGGUGCUGUCCCUGGGCUCUGCUGGUGACAUGAAGCAGCUGCAGAGAUGAAAACAGAGGCUUCAGUCACACAUCUUGGCCAGGUUUUCUCCAUCUGGGGACAGCCCUGCUCCAAGAAAAUUGCACACCAGCUCCUCAUACAGACCCUCGUGUCUUUUUUUUUUUACCCCCCCGUUAGGGACUGUAGACCACAGUGAUUUUUCUUUUCCCCUGUUUAAGUAGGCAAUACUCUUGUUAAUUGCCCUUUGGCAACUAAUUUUAACCAUGUGCUUCCAAGACACUAAAUCAGGAAAACUUACAGGGCAAUAUUUUUAACUUGGGGCAGGAAGAAAGGAGCAGCAGAGAAUUUACUAGAUUUAGCACCUAUUAAAGAAGAAAUUCUUGCUUCUGAGCUCUUUCAAGCCCUGCUUUGUGUGUGUGCCAGUGGACUUGCUCAAGAACAGGGUACAGGCUUGGCCUGGAAGUCAGCCCAGGCUGAGUGAUCUCUUCACCAGAGCUGAUUGUUGCAUGCACAGUGCAGCCCCUGAGGACUGAACAUCACAGUCUUCCAUUUUCCCUUUUUACUGGCUGUAUUGGCUCGUUGUUGAAUCAUUACCAUGGCUGCUUAUUUGCUUCCUCUUAGGUUGCUGUUGUACAUGGAGCCAGGACUAGAGAUGUUUUCAGAUGUAUAGACCUUUUUUUAAAAAUCAGAAUUUUAUUACUAGGCUCUCCUUCUCACCCCCUUUUCCCAGCUUUACCAAGUAAUUUGUGGGCACGAAAUUUUUGGCUGAACCAAUUGAUAACACACUUCCAGUUUAAGAUGAUGCUUUGUGUGACACAUUUUAAAUUUAAGGAAGUUUCUCAUUUGACAUUUUUCCAAAUUAAAUAAAUUAUAGAAUGUAGUUGGAUGAUUUUGGGGGUGGCCAUAUAGUAACAGAAAGCUGCAAUAAUUAGUUUUAAUACAGCUUGAAUAUUUGCUAUACAGGAAUAUAGUGUGGUAAGUUUUUGGUCUUAAUGUACCUUCUGUGCUGGUCACAGUUUCUCCCAAUAAUUAUAAUUGAGAUAUUCUUUGGUAAAUGCCAUUUUGCUACUAGUUUAUUUUGUGGCUGUAAAGUCAGUAAAAAGUAAAUGUGCCAAAUUAACUUUUGUCAGAAUGCAUGAGCAGAUGGUAAGUUCUCUCCUCCCCAGAAUGGAUUAACACCAGCAGGGAAAGGGGGGGAGGGAGUAGAUGAAGAAUUUGAGAGACUUUGAAACUGCAGUAAAAUUAAAUGAGUAAAGGAGCUUCAGUUACAAAAUAAAAUUGGACAGUUUUUGUGAAGAGAAUAUUUGUUAGGGCUAGAGUGCACUAGUAUUUUAGCUCAUUCAUUUUACAUGUUUUUAAAAGUAAAAAUAAUUCCAAAGAUAUACCAGCUCACAAGUGAUAAAAGCAUCAGCCUUUGCCCCACCUUCACCUCCUGCCCAAAGUGAAUUUGGUGCCCAGAAAAGACCUAUUUACACCAUAUACCUUUUCUACUACAUAUACCUACUGUGGUUAGAUGUGCCAAUACAUGGUAAUCCUCUUAAAAGUUUUAAGAUUGUUACGUUAAUACUCUUCUAUAACUAUAUAAGAUUAAGGCUCUUAUAAUGGUAUCUGGGAUUUCUGUAGAACUUGGGAAUUUUCAGAGCACUUUUGCUUGCAUUAUGUCAUUCAAACCACACAAAACAUUCUUGAGAUGGAGCUGAGGAACCAAUAUUGAGUAAAUCGUCCAGGGUCCCUGUGUGUGUUACAAGCAAUACUGAUUGGUUGUCUUCAGAACUCUUGCAAAUCUUUAUGCAUGCAAGUGCUGAAUACUUGUAGCAGGGCUUCUUCCUUAUAGAUGAUUUGCUGUUCUUUAGGACUGGGAUCAGUGGCAUUUCUUUCAGAGCAAUAUUUAGCACAGUUUUUUUUUUUUUUUUUUGGCAGCUGGCAUAUUUAGCACUUUUUUGCCACCUUGGUAAACAGAAAAUUUUAUUCUCCUGUUUUUCAUGUCUGAAAACAAAAGUAAUAGUAAUUUUGAAUAUGUUUUUAGAGACUGCCCCUCAUUGAGGGUCACUGUUGAAGAGUGUGGGAAUGGAAUCUCCACUGACGGCCACCCUCUGCAUCUCCUGCUUCCACCCCUGCUUGCUAGCUUCUCAGUUGGUUUGAGGACUGCCAGCAAGCCUGGAUCUUUCCCUUUAUUGGCUUGUUAGCUUUCUGUAGCAGCCUGCUCACUCACAAAUAUAUGACCUCAGCCAGAAAGCAAAACAGCCUAAGUCCAUGACAGCUUCUAAAAAAAUAGAUUUCUAAUUUGUCCUACUCAGGUUAGAAACAUUAUCUUUGAAGGUAAAAUAUCAAUGCCCAGGCUUGAUGGUUGCAGAAGAAGUUAUUUUUAGAGGUUUCAGUAACGGAAUUUAGCAUUAUGGGAUAGGCUGGACAUAUCAGACAGUCCAAAGUGGUCUGAGCUCUCAAAUCCAGGUGGAGAACUCAUUCUUCCUUCCUGCUCUGGACCUAAGGGGACUUUUGCUUUUUAGUGAGACCAGAGAACAGGGAUGGAUACACCCAGGAUACACCUAGGUUGUUAAUUGAAUGGAAACACUAUUUAGAAGAAUAAAAAGCUUUGGAGCAUUGUGGCGGUUGUGGGGUGGGAUCAGGAGAUUCAAUAGGUUAACUAUGACAGGAAUGUAGAAUUUACCAUCUGCCUCUGAGUAGGCUUUCCAGUGUGUGUCUCUCUUACUCUUAGGGUUGCCUCUGGGCCUCAACAUGCCCAAGUUGGCCUUUCAUCCUUGACACAUUCUAGUAAUGUGCUCCCCCCUCCAGCUCCUACAGUGGGCCUAUAAACCAUAUCUGGUUCUCCCAUAGCCUUUGUCACGAUACCAAGAUACAGAGAGUGUGGGCCUUCCACACUUACCCCAACAUAACAGGGCUGGCCUGGAUCCAGUCAUUUAUUUACUGUCCAGGCAAGCCAUCUGGGUAGAGAGGUUCUCCCUUUUAGGAGAGCUCUGAAGAGUCCUGCCCCUGUAUGCAGUGGCCUAGAACUCAUCCUGCUCAUUGUCAGCAUAGUCCGCUGACCCCCAUGUUGAGCCAGGAUAUUUGGUACAGUUAAAUAGGGAGGGUUCUGCUUUUCAACUUUGCUGCCAUCUUCCCUCAAUCAGGAAAAUGAACAUGGACUUAAGCGUCCUUUGAACAAAACCAAAGUUUAAGAUUUGCCAUAUAAUGGAGUGACAGGGAGGGCCAGAGUCAGCAGGUGCCAGACUUUGUGUUCCAUCUGCCACCCAUUUGCCCAGCUCAGGCAGCAAUGAGAGCACCAUCCUGCCCAAGCCUUGUCCUCAUGAAGGAUAAUUUAAAUAGCAGGAGCAUGUUCAUUUCUUAGUUAUGUCACAUUAUAACAGUAAGAAUCAGAACAGUAAUUUGAAAUUGUCUUCAACAACUGUAUGCUGUAUGCAUUUUUUCACAGCAGUGCAUUCUUAAGCGUCCUUGUUUAUAUAAAAUAACAAACUAAUCUGUACCUUUAUAUAUAUGUGUGUACAUAUAUACAUGUAUAAACUGUAUAGUGUACAUGUUAAUGACUUAUUGACAUGCCCCAAAUCUUUAAUGCAGUUCUCAUCCUCCGCAUGCCCUCAGUUGUGGUCUGGUAAUUUAACGUUUUCUGAUGAUUCUGCCCACCUCCUGUUUGGAACCUCCAGGGAGGAGGGUUUUGGUUGUGCUCUUCUUAUUAUCGUGCAUAGAAAUGCUCAGGGUCCCCAUGAGCCUGUAAGUCAACUUUCUCUUGUCUCUUGUUCCCUUCCUGAGCAUGUGUUUCCCUCCCCAAGCUGUGGGAUAGCUGCUUUCCUACAAAAGUGUAAAGCAGUAUUAAAAUCAUUACUGCAUGUGCGCUAAAAACCCAAGUUUUCUGAUCUCUUGGGACAGAAAAUUGCAUGUGAGGUGGGAUGAUCAAGUUUCAAUGACCCAUGUCAGUUGCACAACAAAACCAGACUCCAUAAUAAAAUUCCACAAAAUGGAAAUAAAAUUCAAAUUUCUUUAGCAUCAUGUAAAUAAAUCUGGAUGUGUUUAACUUUGUACUGGUAAUUUUCUGUAUAUUUGCAAUAUUUGGAUUAGAAAUAAAACAGACUGGACUUUGUUACCUGA
Molecule: messenger RNA, 7167 nt
Organism: Cynocephalus volans (Philippine flying lemur)
Lineage: Eukaryota; Metazoa; Chordata; Mammalia; Dermoptera; Cynocephalidae
Gene: SORT1
Product: sortilin 1
Exons: 21
Coding region: 60-2654 (864 amino acids)
Biological process (GO): Golgi to endosome transport; endocytosis; vesicle organization
Cellular component (GO): membrane; Golgi apparatus
Molecular function (GO): protein binding
Source: RefSeq, a predicted model, not a curated record